GACACCGCCUGUCCCUUAUCUGCGUGUGAACAGUUCCACCAGGUGUCUGCGAUGUAAAAUCGAAGAAAUCAAUUUUGGAAAGAGAUUCGGAACUAACAUUGGCAUUUAUGGAAUCCAUUUAUAAGAACUUACGAAUCAUCGACUUAAUGUGAUUAAAUCGCAAAAACCCGUCGAGUCGCAGAUAGUUAACCAUGGCUUCGGACGGCACUGGAGCCCUAUGUCCUAUUUGUUGAUAUGGAUAAAGAUAAGGAUCUGCUGUUGAAAGAGUACAUCAAAAUGAUGACUGAUAUGAUUGUACUGUGUGCCACCCUGGCACUGUCUCUUUUCUUCUGGGUCCUCUCCCUCACUAUCAGCACCUACUAUGGCACUCUGCAGCCUGUAUCUCCAUGGAGGUGGUUGUUCUCAAUUUUAGUUCCACUUGUGUUGACCAUUAGAGCCGUGAAGAGGCGCAGUCUUGACGGGUCAGGAGCCCUGGGAGCUCUCCUUGUGGGCUUUGUCCUGACAAUGGCCAACUACAGCUUCUUCUCCUCUCUACUGGCAUUUUUUAUUACAUCAUCCAAACUGACUCGCUGGGGAGGAGCAGAGAAGAAGAAAAUUGAUGCAGAGUAUAAAGAAGGUGGUCAAAGAAACUGGGUUCAGGUUUUCUGUAAUGGGGGUGUGCCCACAGAGCUGGCUCUUCUUUAUAUGAUAGAGGUUGGUCCAGGGGAGAUCCCUAUAGACUUUGGAAAGCAAUACUCUGCUUCCUGGAUGUGUCUGUCUUUACUGGGGGCUUUGGCCUGCAGCACUGGGGAUACUUGGGCAUCUGAAGUUGGUCCAGUCCUGAGUAAAUCCAAGCCACGACUCAUCACAAACUGGGAGGAGGUCCCAACAGGGACUAAUGGAGGAGUUACCCCUAUUGGACUGGUUGCCAGUUUCUUGGGUGGACUGGUUGUAGGUGUUGCGUACUUUGGCACGCAGCUUCUGUUUGUUGGUGAUCUUCACCUGGCUGACCCUCAAUGGCCUAUCAUUGUGUAUGGAGGUGUGGCAGGACUGCUGGGUUCUAUGCUUGACUCUUUUCUUGGAGCUAACAUGCAGUAUUCUGGUUUUGACUCAAGCAUCGGAAAAGUUGUAAGUUAUGAGUCUGCCACAACACAGCGCAUUUGUGGGAAACCAAUUCUAGACAACAAUGCAGUGAACUUGUUUUCCUCAGUUCUUAUUGCACUCAUCUUGCCUGGAUUAGCCUGGGGUGCUUGGCCACGAUAGAAAAAUGAGGAUGACUAAUACAACAUUCACA
This is a messenger RNA of Periophthalmus magnuspinnatus, 1273 nucleotides long. RefSeq names its product transmembrane protein 19 (gene tmem19). Gene Ontology annotation, cellular component: membrane. The transcript has 8 exons. Lineage: Eukaryota; Metazoa; Chordata; Actinopteri; Gobiiformes; Gobiidae. Bases 235 to 1242 code for a protein of 335 amino acids. The record is from RefSeq and is a predicted model, not a curated record.